Molecule: messenger RNA, 2354 nt
Organism: Scheffersomyces amazonensis
Lineage: Eukaryota; Fungi; Ascomycota; Pichiomycetes; Serinales; Debaryomycetaceae
Gene: STT3
Product: dolichyl-diphosphooligosaccharide--protein glycosyltransferase subunit
Exons: 1
Coding region: 21-2273 (750 amino acids)
Biological process (GO): post-translational protein modification
Cellular component (GO): membrane
Molecular function (GO): dolichyl-diphosphooligosaccharide-protein glycotransferase activity
Source: RefSeq, a predicted model, not a curated record
AACAGACAUAAACAUCAGCAAUGGGGACGGAAAAGACUCAAUUGAAAGUUCUCGGAGUAAGAAUCGAAACCAUUCGAUUACUCUUACGAGUUAUUAUUUUCAUAUCAAUCGCUGGUGCUGCCAUAUCGUCUCGAUUAUUUUCCGUAAUUAGAUUCGAAUCAAUUAUUCAUGAAUUUGAUCCAUGGUUUAAUUUUAGAGCUACUAAAUAUCUUGUAUCUCAUUCAUAUUAUGAAUUUUUAAAUUGGUUUGAUGAUAGAACUUGGUAUCCAUUAGGUAGAGUUACUGGUGGAACAUUAUAUCCUGGAUUAAUGGUUACAUCAGGUAUAAUUUGGCAUGUAUUAAGAGAAUGGUUAAGUUUACCAAUUGAUAUAAGAAAUAUUUGUGUAUUAUUAGCUCCAGCAUUUUCUGGUUUAACGGUAAUUUCAACUUAUUUCUUAACAAAAGAAAUGAAAGAUUCAAAUGCUGGUUUAUUAGCUGCUAUAUUUAUGGGAAUUGCUCCUGGUUAUAUUUCAAGAUCUGUAGCUGGUUCUUAUGAUAAUGAAGCAAUUGCAAUUACUUUAUUAAUGGCAACUUUUUAUUUUUGGAUUAAAGCAAUGAAAAUUGGUUCAGUAUUUUAUGGAACUUUAACUGCUCUCUUUUAUUUUUAUAUGGUAUCAGCUUGGGGUGGUUAUGUAUUUAUUACUAACUUAAUUCCUUUACAUGUAUUUGUAUUAUUAUUAAUGGGUCGUUAUACUCAUAGAUUAUAUACUGCUUAUUCAACAUGGUAUGCUUUAGGAACUUUAGCUUCUAUGCAAAUUCCUUUUGUUGGAUUUAAUCCAAUUACUUCAAAUGAUCAUAUGGCUGCUUUAGGAGUAUUUGGUUUAUUACAAUUAGUAGCUUUUGGUGAUUAUGUUAAAUCAAGAGUUCCAUCUGUUCAAUUUAAAACUUUCUUAGCUGUUUCAUUAACUUUUGUUAUUUUAUUAGGAAUUGCUGGAUUAUUUGGUUUAACUGCUUUAGGAUGGAUUGCUCCAUGGACUGGUCGUUUCUAUUCCUUAUGGGAUACUGGUUAUGCUAAGAUUCAUAUUCCAAUUAUUGCUUCUGUUUCAGAACAUCAACCAACAGCUUGGCCAGCUUUCUUUUUUGAUACUGGUAUGUUAAUUUGGUUAUUCCCUGCUGGAGUUUACUUUUGUUUCCAAGAAUUAAGAGAUGAACAUGUUUUUAUUAUCAUUUAUUCUGUCUUAUGUUCAUACUUUGCUGGUGUUAUGGUUAGAUUAAUGUUAACUUUAACUCCAGUUGUUUGUGUAGCUGCAGCCAUGGCAUUAUCUAAUUUAUUUGAUGUUUAUUUAAAUAUUGUUGAUGUAUUUACAACUAGUUCAAAUGAAAUUCAAGAAGAUAAAUCAACUACUAAGAAAUCUACAAAGAAAUCAGGAGUACUUGAAGAAAAAAAUGUAAUUUUACCAUUGAUUACUAAAUUGGUGGUUACUUUAACUUUUGCUUUCUACUUAUUUUACUUUAUUUUACAUUGUACUUGGGUUACUUCUAAUGCUUAUUCUUCUCCAUCAGUUGUUUUAUCAUCUAGAAAUCCUGAUGGAUCUCCAACCAUUAUUGAUGAUUAUAGAGAAGCUUAUUAUUGGUUAAGAAUGAAUACUCCUGAAGAUGCUAAAGUUUUAGCUUGGUGGGAUUAUGGUUAUCAAAUUGGAGGUAUGGCAGAUAGAACCACAUUAGUUGAUAAUAAUACUUGGAAUAAUACUCAUAUUGCUACUGUUGGUAAAUCCAUGUCAUCAUCAGAAGAUGUUGCUUAUGAAAUAUAUAAACAACAUGAUGUUGAUUAUGUUCUUGUUAUCUUUGGAGGUUUAUUAGGAUAUUCAGGAGAUGAUAUUAAUAAAUUCUUAUGGAUGAUUAGAAUUUCUGAAGGUAUAUGGCCUGAUGAAAUUAAAGAAAGAAAUUACUUUACUGAUCGAGGAGAAUAUAAAGUUGAUAAAGAGGCAUCACAAACUAUGAAAGAUUCAGUUAUGUAUAAAUUAUCUUAUUAUAGAUUUAGUGAAUUAUUUGGAGGUAGAGAUGGACCAGAUAGAGUUAGAAAUCAAGAUAUUCCAGCAGCUGAUCCACCGGAAUUACAUGUCCUUGAAGAAGCAUUUACUUCAGAAAAUUUUAUUGUUAGAGUUUAUAAAGUUAAAGAUUUAGAUAAUGUUGGUAGAAACUUAUUUGAUGCGACUAAGUUUGAUAAUCAAUUAUCUAAACCAUUAAAAAGAGCUAGAACAAUUAAAAGACCUGUGUUACCAAUAAGAGAAUAGUAUAUAUAGUAUAUAAUAGUUUAUAUAGAGUAACAUAACAUAUUAAAAAAUAAACCCCCCUCCCAUAUUAAAAUUUAAGAC